AUGUCCCCGUCCCUGCUGGUAGAAGACCAGACGUUGAACAGUAUCCAGGAAUUGCUGGAUGAGAUUGCAGAGUUCUCCGCGCAAGAUGAGGACUUCAUCAACUCGAACAUGCCCAUUCAGGAGAUUGUGUUCAGGACGAUGCUGUUGCGGGGCAACAAACCGAUCCUGUUGAGUGAACUGCACCACGAAAUUACGGAGCGGUGGGCCACGCCGGUGCGUCCCAUCAACGUAUCCCUGAAGAAUCUGGAGCGGGUUCUGGACAGCGACAACUACUACGGGUUUGCGCAGGUGGAGUAG
Geodia barretti is the source of this 297-nucleotide messenger RNA. The record is from the annotation of a GenBank genome assembly. NCBI's taxonomy places the organism in Eukaryota, Metazoa, Porifera, Demospongiae, Tetractinellida, Geodiidae.